AUGGCCGCCCCUGUAGAGUCCUGUGCGGGGCCGGGGGUCUGGAACCAGACGAAGCCCAAGCCUGCCGCUGCCCACCUGCUGAACCUAUGCUUCCUGAGAACGGUGGGGGUCUGGGUGCCCCCCAUGUACCUCUGGGUCCUCGGCCCCAUCUACCUCCUCUACAUCCACCGGCAUGGCAGGGGCUACCUCCGGAUGUCCCCUCUCUUCAAGGCCAGAAUGGUGCUCGGGUCCACCCUGCUAGUCCUGUACACCUCCAGUGUGGCUGUCUCACUUUGGAAAAUCCAGCGAAGAAUGCCCCAGGCCUUGGAAUUUCUAAUUCACCCCACCGUGUGGCUCGCCACCACGAGCUUCGCCCUGUUCAUUAUCCACGUGGAGAGGAAGAAGGGGGUCCAGGCUUCUGGGGUGCUGUUCGGGUACUGGCUGCUCUGCUGCCUCUUGCCGGCCACCAGCGCUGCCCAGCAGGCCUCACAAGGGGGCUUCCAGAGUGACCCUUUCCGCCACCUGUCGACUUACCUGUGUUUGACUCUAGUUGUGGCGCAGUUUGUGCUGUCCUGCCUGGCGGAUCAACCCCCCUUCUUUCCUAAAGACCCCCAGCAGUCUAAUCCAUGUCCAGAGGCUGGGGCCUCCUUCCCCUCUAAGGCCAUGUUCUGGUGGGUUUCUGGGCUGGUCUGGAGAGGCUACAGGAGGCCUCUGGGACCAAAAGAUCUCUGGUCACUUGGGAAAGAAAACUCCUCAGAAGAACUUGUUUCCCAGCUUGAAAGAGAAUGGACAAAGAAGCGGGCAAGAGUCAGAAGGCACACCAAGGCUGCAGCACUUGGAAGGAGAGGAGGCAGUGGUGCGGAGGCCCAGGAGACCGAGGCCUUCCUACAGGAAGAAGGGAGUAAGAGGGGCCCGCUGCUGGGCGCCAUCUGGCAGGUGUCCCGCUCUGCCUUCCUCCUAGGGACCCUCAGCCUUGUCAUCAGUGAUGUCUUCAGGUUCACUGUACCCAAGCUCCUCAGCCUUUUUCUGGAGUUUGUUGGUGAUCCGAAGGCCCCAGCCUGGAAGGGCUACCUUCUCGCGGUGCUGAUGUUCCUCUGUGCCUGCCUGCAAACGCUGUUUGAGCAGCAGCACAUGUACAGGCUGAAGCUGCUGCAGAUGAGGCUGCGGACAGCCAUCACUGGCCUGGUGACCAGAAAGGUCCUGGCUCUCUCCAGCGGCUCCAGGAAGGCCAGCGCAGUAGGGGACGUGGUCAACCUGGUGUCCGUGGACGUGCAGCGGCUGACUGAGAGCAUCCUGUACCUCAACGGGCUGUGGCUGCCCCUCAUCUGGAUUGUCGUCUGCUUCGUCCUCCUGUGGCAGCUCCUGGGACCCUCUGUCCUCACCGCCAUUGCUGUCUUCCUGAGUCUCCUCCCUCUGAACUUCUUCAUCACGAAGAAGAGGAACCACCAUCAGGAAGAGCAGAUGCGUCAGAAGGACUCCCGGGCACGGCUCUCCAGCUCCGUCCUCAGGAAUGUGAGGAUCAUCAAGUUCCAUGGUUGGGAGGAGGCUUUUCUGGAGCGCGUCCUGCACAUUCGGGGUCAGGAGCUGGGUGCCCUGCGGACCUCCGGCCUCCUCUUCUGCGUGUCCCUGGUGUCCUUCCACGUGUCCACGUUUCUGGUGGCACUGCUUGUGUUCGCCGUCCACACUCUGGUGGCCAAGGAGAAUGCCAUGGACGCAGAGAAAGCCUUCGUGACCCUCACAGUUCUCCACAUCCUCAACAAGGCCCAGGCCUUCCUGCCGUUCUCCAUCCACUCCGUCGUCCAGGCCCGGGUGUCCCUUGACCGCCUAGCCACCUUCCUCUGCCUGGAAGAAGUUGACCCUGGUGCUGUGGACUCAAGUCCCUCUAGAUGCUCUGCCGGGGAGGACUGCAUCACUGUACACCAUGGAACCUUCGCCUGGUCCUGGGAAGGCCCUCCCUGCCUCCAGAGGAUAAACCUCACGGUGCCCCAGGGCUGUCUGCUGGCUGUCAUCGGUCCAGUGGGGUCAGGGAAGUCCUCCCUGCUGUCCGCCCUCCUUGGGGAGCUGUCAAAGGUGGAGGGGUCCGUGAGUAUCAAGGGUCCUGUGGCCUACGUGCCCCAGGAGGCCUGGCUCCAGAAUGCCUCCGUGGUGGAGAAUGUAUGCUUCCAGCAGGAGCUGGACCCGCUGUGGCUGGAGAGAGUCCUGGAGGCCUGUGCCCUGGGGCCAGAUGUGGACUGCUUCCCUGCAGGAGUCCACACCCAAGUCGGGGAGCAGGGCAUGAGUCUCUCAGGGGGCCAGAAGCAGCGGCUGAACUUGGCCCGGGCCGUUUACAGGAAGGCUGCAGUAUACCUGCUGGAUGAUCCCCUGGCGUCCCUGGAUGCCCAUGUCGGCCAGCAAGUCUUCAACCAGGUCAUCGGGCCUGGCGGGCUGCUCCAGGGAACGACACGGAUCCUCGUGACCCACGCGCUCCACAUCCUGCCCCAGGCUGAUCAGAUCGUGGUGCUGGAGGACGGGGCCAUCACAGAGAUGGGCUCCUACCAGGAGCUUCUGCAUAGGAAUGGGGCCAUGGUGGACCUUCUGAGUCGGGCCAGGCAGUCAGGAGAUGGAGGAGAAGGAGAAACAGACCCUCUGACCAGUGCUGAGGACUCCAGAGGCUCCCCUGGAGGCGGGAGGCCUGCGGGCAGACGAGAGAGGUCUAUCAAGUUAGUCCCCGAAAAGGACAGCACCACCUGGAAGGCCCAGACAGGGGUCACCCUAGAUGACCCUGAGUGGGCAGGACAGCCGACAGAAGACUGCGUACCAUAUGGCAGGGUGAAGGCUGCCAUGUACCUGACUUACCUGCGGGCUGUGGGCGCCCCUCUCUGCUUCUACACACUCUUCCUCUUCCUCUGCCAGCAAGUGGCCUCCUUCUGCCGCAGCUACUGGCUGAGCCUGUGGGCAGACGACCCCGCCGUGGACGGGCGCCAGGCGCACGCGGCCCUGCGUGGCUCAGUCUUUGGGCUCCUGGGCUGUCUCCAAGCCACUGGGCUGUUCGCCGCCAUGGCCAUGGUGCUUGUAGGUGGGGCCCGGGCAUCCAGCCUGCUCUUCCGGAGGCUCCUGUGGGACGUGGUGCGCUUGCCCAUUGGCUUCUUUGAGCAGACGCCCGUUGGGAACCUGCUGAACCGCUUUUCCAAGGAGACAGACAUAGUAGAUGUGGACAUCCCGGACAAACUGCGGUCUUUGCUGACCUAUGUGUUUGGACUCCUGGAGGUCAUCCUGGUGGUGGUGGUGGCCACUCCACUGGCCAUCAUAGCCAUCCUACCACUGCUGCUCCUGUAUGCUGGGUUUCAGAGCCUCUAUGUGGCCAGUUCAUGCCAGCUGCGACGCCUGGAGUCAGCCACCCACUCGCUCGUGUGCUCCCACGUGGCCGAGACGUUCCAGGGUAGCACGGUGGUCAGGGCCUUCCGGGCCAAGGGCCCCUUUGUGGCUCAGAGUGACACACGUGUGGAUGAAAGCCAGAGAGUCAACUUCCCACGGCUGGUGGCCGACAGGUGGCUUGCUGCCAAUCUGGAGCUGCUGGGGAACAGCCUGGUGUUUGCGGCCGCCAUGUGCGCUGUGCUGAGCAAGGCCUACCUGAGAGCCGGCCUCGUGGGCUUCUCUGUCUCCACUGCCCUCCUGGUGACCCAGACGCUGCAGUGGGCCGUCCGCAACUGGACAGACCUGGAGAGUAGCAUCGUGUCCGUGGAGAGGAUGAAGGACUACGCCCAGACGCCCAAGGAGCUCCCCUGGAAGCUGCCCACCUGUGCAGCCCGGCACCCCUGGCCUCAUGCAGGGCAGAUUGAGUUCCGGGACUUUGGGCUGCGGUACCGGCCCGAGCUCCCGCUGGCUGUGCGAGGUGUGUCCAUAAAGAUCCACGCGGGAGAGAAGGUGGGCAUCGUAGGCAGGACAGGGGCUGGGAAGUCCUCCCUGGCCAGGGGCCUGCUGCGGCUCCUGGAGGCAGCUGAGGGCGGAAUCUGGAUCGACGGGGUCCCCAUCACCCGCGUGGGGCUGCACACACUGCGGUCCAGGAUCACCAUCAUCCCCCAGGACCCCAUCUUGUUCCCUGGCUCUCUGCGGAUGAACCUCGACCUGCUACGUGAGCACACAGAUGAGGCCAUCUGGGCGGCCUUGGAGACUGUGCAGCUGAAAGCUGUGGUGGCCAGCCUGCCCGGCCAGCUGCAAUACCAGUGUGCCGACCAGGGGGACAACCUGAGCAUUGGCCAGAAGCAGCUCCUGUGUCUGGCUCGCACUCUGCUCCGGCAAACCCAGAUCCUCAUCCUGGAUGAGGCCACGGCGGCUGUGGACCCUGGGACGGAGCACCAGAUCCAGGCAGCCCUCGGUAGCUGGUUUGCCCAGUGCACCGUGCUGCUCAUCGCCCACCGCCUGCGCUCGGUGAUGGACUGCACCCGGGUGCUGGUCAUGGACAAGGGGCAGGUGGCAGAGAGCGGCAGCCCGGCUGAGUUGCUGGCCCAGGAGGGCCUGUUUUACAGGCUGGCGCAGGAGUCAGGCCUGGUCUGA
Molecule: messenger RNA, 4512 nt
Organism: Trichechus manatus latirostris (Florida manatee)
Lineage: Eukaryota; Metazoa; Chordata; Mammalia; Sirenia; Trichechidae
Gene: ABCC6
Product: ATP binding cassette subfamily C member 6
Exons: 32
Coding region: 1-4512 (1503 amino acids)
Biological process (GO): transmembrane transport
Cellular component (GO): membrane
Molecular function (GO): ATP hydrolysis activity; ATP binding; ABC-type transporter activity
Source: RefSeq, a predicted model, not a curated record